Molecule: messenger RNA, 1984 nt
Organism: Cajanus cajan (pigeon pea)
Lineage: Eukaryota; Viridiplantae; Streptophyta; Magnoliopsida; Fabales; Fabaceae
Gene: LPAT2
Product: lysophosphatidyl acyltransferase 2
Cellular component (GO): endomembrane system
Molecular function (GO): 1-acylglycerol-3-phosphate O-acyltransferase activity
Source: RefSeq, a predicted model, not a curated record
AAAAAAAAGAAAAGAAAAGCAAUCGAGUGCAGAGGUGCAGCAGCAGUUAGUAAUAAAUUGGUGGCAAGUGGCAACCGGAAACUCCCUUGUGUGGUUCCGUUUGGGUUUCUCCUCGUCCUCACCUCGCAAGCCCAAACCACGUUCCACCCUCUGUUAACCAUUCAAAUCUGAAUCCUCCGCCACAUUCACAAUUCAUUUUCAUCUCUUAUCUGGGCUGGGCUGGGCUGGGCUGGGCUUGACAUGGCUAUUCUCGCAGCGGCUGUCGUGGUGCCACUGGGCCUGCUCUUCUUCGCCUCCGGCCUCCUGGUUAAUCUCAUUCAGGCGGUGUGCUAUGUCCUUGUGAGACCGGUGUCCAAGAAUUUGUACAGACGGAUCAACCGGGUAGUAGCAGAGCUGUUGUGGCUUGAACUUGUGUGGCUUAUCGAUUGGUGGGCAGGAGUUAAGGUCCAAAUAUUCACAGAUCAUGAAACCUUUCGUUUAAUGGGUAAAGAACAUGCUCUAGUGAUAAGCAAUCACAGAAGUGAUAUUGAUUGGCUUGUUGGAUGGGUUUCAGCUCAGCGUUCAGGUUGCCUUGGCAGCGCUCUAGCUGUGAUGAAGAAAUCUUCAAAGUUUCUGCCGGUCAUUGGCUGGUCAAUGUGGUUUUCUGAGUAUCUUUUUCUGGAGAGAAGUUGGGCCAAGGAUGAAAGCACAUUAAAGUCAGGUAUUCAACGACUGAGUGAUUUCCCUCUUCCCUUUUGGUUGGCUCUCUUUGUAGAAGGAACACGCUUUACACAGGCCAAACUAUUAGCUGCUCAGGAAUAUGCAACUUCCACUGGAUUGCCUGUUCCUAGAAACGUUUUAAUUCCAAGAACUAAGGGAUUUGUUUCUGCAGUAAGUCAUAUGCGCUCAUUUGUUCCAGCCAUUUAUGAUGUAACAGUGGCUAUCCCUAAGAGUUCCGCUGCUCCUACAAUGCUAAGACUCUUCAAGGGGCAACCUUCAGUGGUGCAUGUUCAUAUCAAGCGGCAUUUGAUGAAGGAAUUGCCAGAAACAGAUGAGGCUGUUGCUCAAUGGUGUAGAGAUAUAUUUGUCGCCAAGGAUGCUUUGUUAGACAAACAUAUAGCUGAGGAUACCUUUAGUGAUCAAGAGCUACAGGAUACUGGUCGACCAAUAAAGUCUCUUCUGGUAAUUAUAUCUUGGGCUUGUCUUCUUGUUGCGGGGUCUGUGAAGUUCCUACAAUGGUCUUCACUACUAUCUUCCUGGAAGGGUGUUGCGUUCUCAGCUUUUGGUUUGGCAGUUGUUACUGCACUUAUGCACAUUUUGAUUCAAUUCUCACAGUCAGAGCGUUCAAACCCUUCCAAGAUCGCCCCUGCCAAGUCAAAAUACAAGGGGGAACAACUGGAGGCUAAGAAUGAUAAACAACAGUAGAUUACUCACCUAUUGCCCAGACCCAACUUUUGGAAACAUAGAUAGGGACUUCAUCUACAAUCUUCUUUUGGCGAACUUAAGGUGGCAUUUAUGUGUGAUGAAUGACUCACGUAAUACUCAUUAUUUUUCUUUAAAAAAUAUUACCAUAGUAUGUUUCUAUUCUAUAUAAUAUAUAUGUAGUAUUAUGUUUGCUUAUCGAUUCAUUGUUUCUUAAAUUAAUUAGGAUGACUAUCGGCAAUCUAGGAUGGGUUAAACAUUCUACCGCAUCCUUUAUUUUAUUUUUGGCUUAUUUAUGCACUUGUAAUUUUUUGGUACACGAAGCUAUCGUCCAAUGAACAGUUUUUCUAGUUUUACCAUUGAUGAGGAUGGUGACAUGGUCCUGGUUGAGGCAAAAGCUGGAAUGUGGGGUUAUCGUUAUUUUCCUCAAUUUUAGACCUCUACUGUCCCUGAUGUUAAUGGCAAUUCUUGACACCCUAGUGUGUAACUAUCACUGUAAUAUGUAUUAUUUCUGUUGUGAGUGUUGUUAAAAUGCACCUUAAGAUCAAGGAAUUGAUAAUAAUAUUUGAUUAGUUGAAAGGCA